GCUCCCUGGACCCCGGGAGGGCAAGAAGCAGCCUCCUAGAACUGGUGGGAGGGAAAAAUGGAGGAGACAAGCCUGAGAAACAGGAGAGAGGAUGAGAGGUCCGUCCAGAGCAUCCAGAGUAAGGAACCCAAGACCACAAGUCUCCAGAAGGAGGUGGGCCUGCUCAGCGGCAUCUGCAUCAUCGUGGGCACCAUCAUCGGCUCUGGGAUCUUCAUCUCCCCCAAGUCUGUGCUCAGCAACACGGAAGCCGUGGGGCCCUGCCUCAUCAUAUGGGCAGCCUGUGGAGUCCUUGCAACACUGGGGGCCCUGUGCUUUGCGGAGCUUGGUACGAUGAUCACCAAGUCGGGGGGCGAGUACCCUUACCUGAUGGAGGCCUUCGGGCCCAUCCCUGCCUACCUCUUUUCCUGGACCAGCCUGUUCGUCAUAAAGCCCACAUCCUUCGCCAUCAUCUGCCUCAGCUUCUCCGAGUAUGUCUGUGCGCCCUUCUACUCAGGCUGCAAGCCCCCCCCAGUUGUUGUGAAAUGCCUGGCUGCCGCUGCUAUCUUGCUCAUCACCACGGUGAACUCGCUGAGCGUGCGGCUGGGGAGCUACGUCCAGAAUGUGUUCACGGCGGCCAAGCUGGUGAUCGUGGCCGCCAUCAUCCUCAGCGGCCUGGUCCUCCUGGCCCAAGGAAAUACAAGGAAUUUUGAGAAUUCUUUUGAGGGCACAAAACUGUCUGUGGGAGCCAUCAGUCUGGCAUUUUAUAACGGACUCUGGGCGUACGACGGAUGGAAUCAACUCAAUUACAUCACGGAAGAACUUAGAAACCCUUUCAGAAACCUGCCCUUGGCCAUCGUCAUCGGGAUCCCGCUGGUGACAGGCUGCUACAUCCUCAUGAAUGUUUCCUACUUCACUGUGAUGACUCCCACGGAGCUCCUGCAGUCCCAGGCGGUGGCCGUGACGUUUGGUGACCGUGUUCUCUAUCCAGCCUCUUGGGUGGUUCCACUGUUCGUGGCCUUUUCCACCAUCGGUGCCGCCAACGGGACCUGCUUCACAGCGGGCAGACUUGUGUACGUGGCGGGCCGGGAAGGCCACAUGCUCAAAGUGCUGUCCUACAUCAGUGUCAAGCGCCUGACUCCAGCCCCUGCCAUCAUCUUUUAUGGUAUCAUAGCGACUAUUUAUAUCAUCCCUGGUGACAUAAACUCAUUGGUCAAUUACUUCAGUUUUGCCGCAUGGCUGUUUUAUGGCCUGACGAUUCUGGGACUGGUUGUGAUGAGGUUUACGAAGAAAGACCUGGAAAGGCCUAUCAAGGUGCCCAUUUUCGUCCCCAUCAUGGUGACCCUCAUAUCUGUGUUCUUGGUUGUGGCCCCGAUCAUCAGCGAACCUGCACUGGAGUAUCUCUACUGUGUAUUAUUUAUGCUGAGCGGCCUUAUAUUUUACUUCCUUUUUGUCCACUAUAAGUUUGGAUGGGCUCAGAAAGUCUCAAAGCCCGUCACCAUGUACCUCCAGAUGCUGAUGGAAGUUGUACCACCAGAGGAGGCUCCAGAGGAACGGGCCUAGCCUCCGGGAGCCACAUCCAAACCGCGAUGAAUUUAUUUUUGUAAGCAAUAUUUGUGGUUAUUUCCUCCUGAUGUUUUUCCUUAAGAAAAAAAAUGUA
Messenger RNA from Callorhinus ursinus (northern fur seal), 1636 nucleotides. RefSeq names its product solute carrier family 7 member 9 (gene SLC7A9). The record is from RefSeq and is a predicted model, not a curated record. Gene Ontology annotation, molecular function: L-cystine transmembrane transporter activity; neutral L-amino acid transmembrane transporter activity. NCBI's taxonomy places the organism in Eukaryota, Metazoa, Chordata, Mammalia, Carnivora, Otariidae. Gene Ontology annotation, cellular component: membrane. Gene Ontology annotation, biological process: L-cystine transport; amino acid transmembrane transport.